This is a messenger RNA of Ambispora leptoticha, 909 nucleotides long. The record is from the annotation of a GenBank genome assembly. NCBI's taxonomy places the organism in Eukaryota, Fungi, Glomeromycota, Glomeromycetes, Archaeosporales, Ambisporaceae.
AUGCGUGUUCUGGUAACUGGAGCUUCUGGCCUGCUUGGUCGUGCAGUUUACAAAACUUUUUUAGAGGAUAUGAAUGAUGUGAUAGGAUUAGCAAACACACGAGCUAAAGGAGACUUAAGACAGCUUGAUUUAACUGAUACGGAAGCCGCUGAGACAUUUAUUAAUGAAAUAAAACCCAAUGUGAUUAUUCAUUGUGCGGCUGAAUGUCGACUAGAGAUAGCUGAGAAAAAUCGGGAUGCUACUUUACAUCUUAAUGUAGAAGUAUCCGGGAAACUUGCUACAAUUGCUGCCAAAUCCAAUUCUCUUUUUAUUUACCUAUCCACCGCUUAUGUAUUUGACGGAACAAAUCCACCCUAUGAUGUUGACGCUACACCGAAUCCCUUGAAUUUUUAUGGUGAAACUAAAUAUAAAGGAGAAGUUGCGGUGUUGAAUGCGAAUCCUAAUGCAGUGAUUUUACGCGUUACUCUCUUAUAUGGUGAUGUUGAAUAUCCUGGCGAAGCGGCCGUUAGUGUUUUAUUGGAGACUGUCAAGAAUACUCAAAAGACUGUUGAGAUAGAACAUUAUGCGAGGCGAUAUUCCACAUGUGUGGAAGAUGUAGCACGAGUGAUUAAAGAUUUAGCUAAAAAACAAGUCGAGGAAAAUAUUCCAAUAAAAGGAAUCUUCCAUUUUAGCGCCCAAGAAGCAUACACAAAAUACCAAAUGUGUGUUGUAUUUGCUGAAAUUUUGCACCUUCCAAUUGAUCAUAUAACUCCGAAUGACAAAGAGCCUGCAUCCACUGAAGUUAAACGUCCAUAUGAUUGUCGUCUCUCAAACGAUCGAUUAAAUGAAUUAGGAAUUGACACCAAUUAUGUGGAUUUUAAGAGUUGGUGGACGCGUAAAUUAAUCGUAGAAAAUAAUAAUAAAAAAUAA